Molecule: messenger RNA, 1735 nt
Organism: Malus domestica (apple)
Lineage: Eukaryota; Viridiplantae; Streptophyta; Magnoliopsida; Rosales; Rosaceae
Source: RefSeq, a predicted model, not a curated record
UUCUUUUAUCGUUUUUAAAUCUUACAAUAAACCGAUGAGCAGCAGAAAAAAUUGUUGGCACAAUUGAAAGAACUGUUCAAUCUGAAGGAAUGUAAAGAUGAGGCUUUGGCAAUGAAGGGGUGAACAGUCAAAUUGGGAGUUUCUCCAUGGCCAACAGCUCCCCUAGUAACGAAUUUCCCCAGGUGGCGCAAGCAGAAGAGAACAAUGCCCCUCGGAAACAAGUGAUCAUUUCACUCGAUGAGAUAGUUGUGAUGGAAUCUCCAAGGAGGGUUGACAUUCCCGACAACAUAGAGAAGAAAAAUUCGUCAGCAACAAGGAAGAGGAAAAGACAAGUGUGUAGUAAGAUCACAAAACCCAUUACAGUUUUAGACCCUUGGAAUAACGGGCUGGUAAGAACUUCACCGACUCAUAUAUGUUUAUGUCCUAUGUAUUCUGUGGAUACAUGUACUCGUGGACAAGGUUGUGAGGACUGACCUUAAUACUAAGGAUGGGAUGUGAUGCCUGGCAUUUGAGGAAGACCUGCGCAAUUUUAAUACCUGUGGCUGUCGAGAAGGACGCUAGGAGUGAUAUUCCUGAAAUUGACAGGAAGAAAUACCAUGUCCCUGGUAAAAUGACUCUUGGAGAAUUCAUCUUAUUUAUUCGGGUUAGCAUCAGGAUAAGCCAAAAAAAGCCAAUAUUUGUCUCUUUCAAGAACACUAAGCCUCCCCUUGGUGCUUUGUUUUAUGAAAUUGAUGAGCAAAAUAAGGGCGAAGAUGGAUUUCUGCACAUUACGUACGGUGGGGAAGAGAAUGUUUGUGGAUCAAAUGAAGAGCAAGAACAUGGGGAUAAAAUAUCUUUCGAGAAUGAAUAUUCUCAAGAUUAGAUAGAUGAAGAAUAAACUGUAUAGAUCUGGUUACAAGCAUAUAAUACAUUUGUAAGUCAUGGGACCAAGUUAGUAGUGGGUAUUAAAACUUAAAAAGGAUAUAUAUUAGCAGAGGAGGGAGCCAAAACAAGUAGUAGUGAUAAGUUGAUAGGUACAUACAUGGGUACCGGUGCUGCCCACCUGGAAUCCGGAGCGGCGGAUGUGGACUUCGUCCUCCCCAUCAAGGCCAUUCAGGGAUCCUGGGAAUAAAGAACCAGAAACCUCAUCAGAUCAUUACCCCCCUCCUGAUGGGUCCUUCCCCAACCCGUCGCCUUAAACCCAAUCUCAUGGAUCCCCACCUUCUAAAUCCGACGAUAAUAGAUGAGAGAGAGAUAUGAGCGGCGAUCUUUGUACAAGCUUCUGAAAUAUGGAAUUCAACGUAGCUCAAAUAUGUUACAAAAUCGAAAAAAUAGAACUUUCUGGCCAAAACAAAAAAUAUGGUACAAAGCCCAACUCACUCCUCUCACCUUUCUCGCAUCCCCUUGUUCGAAAUCAGAGGUCUAGGUCAACUCAAAACUCAGCUCUCUUCUCACCUUUUUUUUAGACUUCCCUCACUUCAAAAGUUGAGCUCAACACAGAAAUGUAGAGCUCACAGAGCUCUCUUGACAUCCCUCCUUUCCAAAUGAGAAAAAGUAAUGCAAUGAGCUGAUGAUUUUUAGUAUUUAUAUGUGGGUAUUUUAGUAAUUUUGAUUUUGUGCAUGGCUUGUGCGUGGCUAACUUAUCCUAUUUCUGUCCCAAGAUUAAGAAAAUGUCCUCUUUCUAGUUAUUUCCCUAAAUUCUUUGUGUGAGAUGUAUUUAAUAAUGUGUGAGAGCGAAUAAAACAACUCUUUACUA